Molecule: messenger RNA, 1659 nt
Organism: Cutaneotrichosporon cavernicola
Lineage: Eukaryota; Fungi; Basidiomycota; Tremellomycetes; Trichosporonales; Trichosporonaceae
Exons: 2
Coding region: 1-1659 (552 amino acids)
Biological process (GO): transmembrane transport
Cellular component (GO): plasma membrane
Molecular function (GO): transmembrane transporter activity
Source: RefSeq, a predicted model, not a curated record
AUGACAGACUUGGACGUUCCUGGCACGACAAGAAUUCUCGACGAGUCGGGCGAGAUUGUCGGCGCAAACAACUUUACACUCGUACCAGAGCCUAGUGCCGACCCCGAGGAUCCACUCAAUUGGUCUCCGGGCCGGAAACGCAUCCAACUCGCGUGUAUCGUUUUCUACACUGUCGCGUUUUGUUUCUGCACGGGAUGUCUCGCUGCCAUCUACGAGCCCGUGAGUGAGGCGACGGGGCUCAGCCUUGCCGACCUCAACUCGGGUGUCGGGUACGUGUAUCUCUGCCUGGGUAUUUUCCAACUGGUGACCCAACCGCUGGCCCUCAGUAUUGGGAAGCGGCCAGUGUACAUUCUCUCGAUGAUUGGAUGUGCCGGCUACCCGUUCUGGAUCACUCGCAUCAAGACCCUGGGCGAGUGGUACGGUGCUUGCGUGUACCUCGGUUUCGUCGGGAGCCCGCUCUUCGUUCUCCCAGAACUCUCGCUCACCGACACGUUCUUCUACCACGAGCGCGGCCUUCCGCUCGGCAUCUACGUCGCGGCCACGUACGGUGGUGCGCUCGGCUCGCCCAUCCUCUCGGGUUUCAUCUACAGUGGACUCGGAUGGAAAGCACCCCCAUACUUUGCCAGUGGUGGAAUUCUUCUCGUCGCAGUCACCCUCCUCAUCUUUCUGGAGGAGACCAACUUCCGCCGCGUCGCCGCUCCGGUCGUCAUCACGGAGGAACAGGUUGCCAACCAGGUCGGCACGGACAAGAAUGUCACGCGCCACAGCAUCGCUCCAGUGGAUGAAAAGGCUGCCGAUGUCGCCAUCGACCAUAUCGACUCGGAACAUAUCGUCAAGGCUUACGACCGCCUCGUUACUCCUUGGCCAGGACCGCGUCCUUGGAAGCUCCUCACCAUUUCGCCCAAUGCAGGCGGCCUCAUGUGGCGCGGUAUCCUGUACCCUCUCGCCAUGCUCCGGCUGCCAAUUAUCUGGUGGUGCGGUGUCAUCUUUGCCCUCUACCAGGUAUUCUACAACGGCAUGGUUGCGCUCUCGUCUGGUGUCCUCAGUGUUGAGCCGUACAAUAUGGCGCCGAACAUGGUGGGCUUGACUUUUGUCUCGCCCCUCAUCGCCAUCAUCCCCGGUGCCGUUGCGGGUGGAUAUAUUGUGGACAAGUUUACAAUUUGGCAGGCGCGCAAAAACCACGGCAUCUCUGAAGCCGAACAUAAACUCAAGCUCAUGAUAUUCCCAACCAUCCUCGCGCCCUUUGGCCUGCUCAUGAUUGGACUGGGACCGUAUUACGGUGCGCACUGGAUCGUCUUCGUGCUCGGCGAGUUUGUCCUCACCAUCUCGGGUCCACUUGCAACGCUGCUCAGUCUCACGUACGCGUUCGACAGUUUCCAUUCUCUCGAGCCCGACGAGGAGAACCGUAACGGACCCCAGGCCGAGACGCAGCACUGUGGACCAUACGUCCAGGCCGUCAUUGUCAUGGCCCUCACCAUCACGUUUGCGUUCAACUACGUCAUCACGCCGUGGGCGUUCGGCGGCGGAUUCCUCGUGUACGGCACGACAGCUGCCGCGAUGGCCACAGUCAUCAACAUCACGUACGUCAUCAUGCUCAAGUGGGGCAAGAAGUUCCGUAAGAGCGGCGCACCGUACUACCGCAAGAUUAUCAACUGGUGA